GGCACAUCGGGCUGGACUCCGGGCAGAGGCACAUCGGGCUGGACUCCGGGCAGAGGCACACCGGGCAGAGGCACAUCGGGCAGGACCCCGGGCAGAGGCACAUCGGGCUACCAGGCGGAGCGGCAGGCACCGGGCCCCCGGGCGGAGCGGCAGGCACCGGGCCCCCGGGCGGAGCGGCAGGCACCGGACCCCCAGGCGGGGCGACAGGCACCGGGCCCCCAGGCGGGGCGACAGGCAUCGGGCCCCCAGGCGGGGCGACAGGCAUCGGGCCCCCAGGCGGAGCGGCGGGCGCCGGACCCCCGGGCGGAGCGGCGGGCGCCGGACCCCCAGGUGGAGCGA
This is a messenger RNA of Staurois parvus, 339 nucleotides long. Lineage: Eukaryota; Metazoa; Chordata; Amphibia; Anura; Ranidae. The record is from the annotation of a GenBank genome assembly.